Molecule: messenger RNA, 360 nt
Organism: Fonsecaea erecta
Lineage: Eukaryota; Fungi; Ascomycota; Eurotiomycetes; Chaetothyriales; Herpotrichiellaceae
Exons: 1
Coding region: 1-360 (119 amino acids)
Source: RefSeq, a predicted model, not a curated record
AUGUCGCCCCCGUCAGACCGCGGCGACGACAAGCCUCACCGGCCCUCCCUGCCCAAAUUCGAGCCACUGCCACCGACCAAUUUCAUCAACAGACUCAUCAAUCGCAUCCUCGCGCCACUGUUCUACCUGGUCUUCACGCUGGUCACCAGCAUCGUCGUUGUGCCCGUCUACGUCAUGAUCGACAGCUUCAGGCACGGUAGUCGCAACAGAUCCGGCGGCGGCGAGCGUGUCGCGAGGGACGAGUCCCGGGAGUACCCAGGCGGCCAACAAACACACAGGGUCAACAACAGAUUCUCCAGCUUUCUCCGCGAGUAUGGGCGGAGUUAUGGCGGGACGAGGAAGUCUGAGAAGACGGGAUAA